Molecule: messenger RNA, 3032 nt
Organism: Columba livia (rock pigeon)
Lineage: Eukaryota; Metazoa; Chordata; Aves; Columbiformes; Columbidae
Gene: ADD1
Product: adducin 1
Exons: 18
Coding region: 310-2724 (804 amino acids)
Biological process (GO): barbed-end actin filament capping; positive regulation of establishment of endothelial barrier; positive regulation of adherens junction organization
Cellular component (GO): postsynaptic density; focal adhesion; cytoskeleton
Molecular function (GO): actin filament binding
Source: RefSeq, a predicted model, not a curated record
AUCUUGAACCUUGAGAGGUCUGCUAUACUAUUUCAGCAUUAUUAUAGCUAGUGCUGGAUUAAGCCAGCAAGUAUCUGGGAAAACUUCAGCUCGUGAAGGUUUUUUUCUGUAGUUGUGUGCUGUUUUUGUUGUAUACUCCUGCGCAUAAAGUUACUGUUCCUGCAUUAUGACUGUGGAGACCGAAGACCUUUAAUCAGAACUAGACCCCUUCUGAAGUAAUACUCCAUUUGUUAUCAGUUAUUGGCUUGAAGACCUGUUGUGAUACCAAUUAUUAAAUGGUAGAAGCAAAAGGUUCCUUAAAACUGUGCUAUGAAUGGUGAUUCUGGUGUGGGGGUGGUGACUUCACCACCUCCAACAACAGCCCCUCAUAAGGAGAGGUAUUUUGAUCGAGUUGAUGAAAACAAUCCAGAUUAUUUGAGAGAGAGGAAUAUGGCACCUGACCUUCGCCAGGAUUUUAACAUGAUGGAACAGAAGAAGAGAGUCUCCAUGAUUCUUCAAAGCCCAGCUUUUUGCGAAGAGCUGGAAUCUAUGAUCCAGGAGCAAUUUAAGAAGGGGAAGAACCCAACAGGUUUAUUGGCUUUACAACAGAUUGCGGAUUUCAUGACAACGAACGUACCAAAUGUCUACCCUGCAGCACCACAGGGCGGAAUGGCUGCAUUGAACAUGAGUCUUGGGAUGGUGACACCAGUGAAUGAUCUGAGAGGAUCAGAUUCCAUUGCUUAUGAAAAAGGGGAGAAGUUGUUGCGAUGUAAAUUGGCAGCUUUCUACAGAUUAGCAGAUCUCUUUGGCUGGUCUCAGCUUAUUUACAAUCAUAUAACAGCCAGAGUGAAUUCUGAGCAGGAGCACUUCCUCAUUGUACCUUUUGGACUUCUCUAUAGUGAAGUUACUGCAUCUAGUCUGGUUAAAGUCAAUCUUCAGGGAGACGUAGUUGAUCGUGGAAGCACCAACUUGGGAGUAAACCAAGCUGGCUUUACUUUGCACUCUGCAAUUUAUGCCGCUCGACCUGAUGUUAAAUGCAUUGUUCACAUUCAUACGCCAGCAGGGGCGGCGGUUUCUGCAAUGAAGUGUGGUCUCUUGCCCAUUUCACCUGAAGCCCUUUCUCUGGGGGAGGUAGCUUAUCACGACUACCAUGGGAUUUUAGUGGAUGAUGAAGAAAAGGUGGUUAUUCAGAAGAAUUUGGGGCCUAAAAGCAAGGUCCUUAUUCUCAGAAACCACGGCUUGGUGUCAGUUGGAGAGACUGUUGAGGAGGCUUUCUACUAUAUUCAUAAUCUAGUGCUUGCCUGUGAAAUUCAAGUGCGUACCCUGGCCAGUGCAGGUGGACCUGACAACUUAGUGCUUUUAGAUCCUGGAAAGUAUAAAGCCAAAUCUCGUUCUCCUGAGUCUCCAGCAGGUGAGGGUACUGUAUCCCAUCCAAAAUGGCAGAUUGGCGAACAGGAAUUUGAAGCUCUUAUGCGAAUGCUGGAUAAUCUGGGUUACAGAACUGGCUAUCCGUAUCGAUGCCCUGCUCUGAGAGAGAAAUCUAAAAAAUACAGUGAUGUUGAGAUUCCAGCUAGUGUCACAGGUUACUCCUUUACUAGUGAUGGCGAAUCAGGCACUUGCUCCCCCCUCAGACACAGUUUUCAGAAACAGCAGCGAGAGAAGACAAGGUGGCUGAACUCUGGCCGAGGGGAUGAUGCUUCUGAAGAAGGGCAGAAUGGCAGCAGCCCCAAGUCGAAGACUAAGGUGUGGACGAACAUUACACACGAUCACGUGAAACCCUUGCUGCAGUCUCUCUCGUCCGGUGUCUGCGUGCCAAGCUGUAUUACCAACUGCUUGUGGACUAAAGAGGAUGGACAUAGAACUGCCACCUCUGCUGUCCCUAACCUGUUCGUUCCACUCAACACCAAUCCAAAGGAGGUCCAAGAAAUGAGGAACAAGAUCCGAGAGCAAAAUCUACAAGAUAUUAAAACUGCAGGCCCUCAGUCACAGGUUCUUUCUGGGGUAGUUGUGGACAGGAGUCUUGUACAGAGAGUAACUGUUUAUAAGGAUGCUCCCCUCUCAGACUGUACGGAAUCUAUUGAAGGGCUCGAUCUCACAGAGCAGGCCUAUAGUCCUGCUAAAUCUCUGUCUGUUAGAAAGGGAGAAUUGGUGACUGCAUCAAAGGCAAUAAUUGAGAAGGAAUAUCAACCCAAAGUCAUAGUGAGCACAACAGGACCAAAUCCCUUCAAUAAACUCACUGAUCGAGAACUGGAGGAAUAUCGCAAAGAAGUAGAAAGAAAGCAGAAGGGACCAGAAGAACCUUCAGAAGAUGGCAGGCAACAGAAAGAGAGAAGUCCCCCUGACCACACCUCGGCUCGCACUCCUCCCAGUACGCCCAUUAAAAUAGAGGAAGAGAGACAGCAGGACCAGACGUACAAAGAUGACAGUGAUGCUGCAACUUUCAAGCAAACCCUCCCAGAUCUCACCCCUGAUGAGCCUUCAGAAGCACUCGGCUUCCCUCCCUUGGGAAAGGAGGAAGGGAGAUGCGAUGAAGAUGUGCCCAAAAGCCAAACGGAAUCACCUGCAGUGGAAAACAAGGAACCCCAACCUCAACCCGCUGAGGAAGCGGUGACACCCCCAGCCGAGGAGGGGCCGGCUGCCGAUGCAGGUAGUGAUGAAUCUCCGGGGAAGUCCCCAUCCAAAAAGAAAAAGAAGUUCCGCACUCCUUCCUUCCUGAAGAAGAGCAAAAAGAAGAGUGACUCCUAAAGGCCAAACACACUGCAGAAACACUGUCAUAGUUUAAAAUCCAUUAACCACUAGAAUGUACCAGAUCGUACUGAGUGUUUUGUCUUAUUAUGUAAAUGAAUGCAACAAGUAAUCAAACCAGCCCCUCAAGUUACGGCUUAUUAAGGUUAGAACCAGAAACUAAUGUCCAAAAAGGUGCUAAUCCUGUGUUUUCAGCAGCUACCAUGGAUCUGAUCCCUAAUUUGUAAUCAGAUGUAAAUGACUUCCCUGUGGAAGGCACAGAAUCACUAUUUUUAACUUAAAGCCCGCACUGCUUAUAAAAGAAGAAA